CGGCCAGCAGCACCCGGAGCCGGGACAGGGAAGUGGGCGCCCGCGGCUGGAGAAGCUGCUCCCCCGCCCUGCAGCAGAGUCGUCGCUGCGGUCGCCGAGGAAGGACGGAGGGGAGGCCCGCGCUGUCCGGGGAGAAACCUGUGGUGUCAUCACGUCUGGAAUGAAGGGAAAUGCAGUGGCUGUUUGCGCUCCAGGACUCCAAGAAGUACAGCAGAUGGUACGUGAGCAGUACACUACAGCCACAGAAGGCACCCACAUAGAGAGGCCAGAGAAUCAGUGUGUCUACAAAAUUGGCAUUUAUGGCUGGAGAAAGCGUUGCCUCUACUUGUUUGUUCUUCUUUUACUCAUCAUCCUCGUUGUGAAUCUUGCUCUUACAAUUUGGAUUCUUAAAGUGAUGUGGUUUUCUCCAACAGGAAUGGGCCACUUGCGUGUAACAAAAGAUGGACUGCGCUUGGAAGGGGAAUCAGAAUUUUUAUUCCCAUUGUAUGCCAAAGAAAUACACUCCAGAGUGGACUCAUCUCUGCUUCUACAAUCAACUCAGAAUGUGACUGUAAAUGCACGCAACUCGGAAGGGGAGGUCACAGGCAGGUUAAAAGUGGGUGAGUCCAGCUUUAUCAUGGUGUUUUGCCUGCAUGUGGUCCAUGAAUAGUGCUAAAUGGAUGCA
Cebus imitator (Panamanian white-faced capuchin) is the source of this 664-nucleotide messenger RNA. Its product is annotated as gamma-sarcoglycan-like. The transcript is spliced from 4 exons. Gene Ontology annotation, biological process: cardiac muscle tissue development; heart contraction. NCBI's taxonomy places the organism in Eukaryota, Metazoa, Chordata, Mammalia, Primates, Cebidae. The record is from RefSeq and is a predicted model, not a curated record. Gene Ontology annotation, cellular component: sarcolemma; sarcoglycan complex. The coding region runs from base 161 to 649 and encodes 162 amino acids.